Molecule: messenger RNA, 3232 nt
Organism: Notolabrus celidotus (New Zealand spotty)
Lineage: Eukaryota; Metazoa; Chordata; Actinopteri; Labriformes; Labridae
Product: proteoglycan 4-like
Exons: 15
Coding region: 311-2791 (826 amino acids)
Source: RefSeq, a predicted model, not a curated record
GUCAAAGAUCCUACUGGACUUCAGCUGACUCUCUGACUCUCCAUAUGUGUGUGAAGUCAGCCGUCUGUCUGGCACAGAUGUGUGUUGGUGUGCUUCCAGCUGUUUGUGGGGAAUCAUGAAGUCUAGACCUAUGGUGUGGCCGGACUGGAGGACCCUCCCUUCAGCCCGCUGUGAGAUCAUCACACUUUUAAUUAGACCGGAUCUGUCAAUUAACAGGAAGUCAGCUGGUUUCUGUCAGGCUUUUUAAAGGCAGUGGAGACUAACCUCAGGCAGGAUUCUGACGGACGCUCAGCACAAGACUGAAAGAAGGAUGUCUUCCACAACAUUCUGCGCUGCUAUUCUGCUGCUUUGUGCUGUGACAUUCAGUGCUGCUCAGACAAGUUGCAAAGGCCGGUGUGGUGCAGAGUACUACCGGGGUUACAUGUGCCAGUGUGAUUACACCUGUCUGUCAUAUGGAGAGUGCUGCAAGGACUUUGCAGCUCAAUGCACAACAAGAGACUCUUGCAAAGGUCGGUGUGGAGAGAGUUUUAGAAGGGGCCGGCUGUGCAGCUGUGACUUGGACUGUGCGAAGUUCAAACAGUGUUGUUCAGACUUCCAGAACCACUGUGAUGAAACCGAGCCGCUUGUGAGUGGAGCACCAGAUCAGACUUCUACAUUCAGCGAGGGUGACAAUGCAGAUGAUGAUUUGAUUCCCCUGGUCGGCCCAACGACGUACCCUGAAGAUGACCUCAGUGAUGAUAUGUACGGCCCGACUUACCCCAAUGAUUACUUUUCUGACAAUGACGUGGAAAUGCCCGAGGCCACUCCGAUCCCUGAGAGCACGAGUGGUUACGGAUCAUCUGCAGCUGACCUCCCGGAUCAACUCUCCACUGAACCCACCCAGGACCCGGAUGUUGUGGAGAUCAGUACAGAGGCAGCGGGGAUCAGCACAGAACCCACCCAGGACCCAGACGUGUUGGAGAUCAGUACGGAGGCAGUGACUGAAGCCUCUCAGCCGCAGACAACUAUUUCUGAAAAUGAGCCCACACAGGCCAGCGACAGCCCCACGACCCUCUCCCCAAACACUGAAGCAGCGUCCACUGACAGUCCAGAUGCCAAUGAUCCCACAAGCUCAGGAGUGACUCCUCCUCAGCCUACGACACCAGCUGUCUCCAGCCAACCAGCUUUACCCACAGAGCCCCAACAAGGGGAUUCUCCUGCCCCCGACAUCCAAGAGCCCGUGAAAGAAGUGCCGCCUGAGGCUGACAUUUCUCCUGAGGCGGAAGAAACAGACCCGACUGUACUCCCCGCUGAUGAACCAGAUGUUACAACCCUAGCCCCAAACACAGCCUCCAGCCCCACUGUGGCUUCAGCAUCCACAGGACCCACACAGGACUCUGCUGCAGACUCCACCAGCCCCGCCGCAUCAAUGCUGGACCCAGCGGCAACCACUUUAGCUGGAGGACCAAACGAUGCCAACACAGCGGAGGUCACAACAGAACCUCCAUCCCCUCUACCAGACCUCGAGGACUCCCCAGUCAGCGUUUCAACUACCAGGAUACCGACUGAACCCGACGCUGCAACGACUAUUAUCCCAACAUCCACAGACGCAGUGCAGGGUGACGUGGAGGAUGCUACACCAAAGGGGACCACAGCAGAUCCACUUAAUCUCACUCCAGUCCCAACAAAACCUACAACAUCUGAGGCCACCUCAAAACCUCAGGACAAACCUGAAGUGUUGAAGCCUGUUCCAACAUCUGAGGCCACCUCAAAACCUCAGGACAAACCUGAAGUGUUGAAGCCUGUUCCAACAUCUGAGGCCACCUCAAAACCCCAGGACAAACCUGAAGUGUUGAAGCCUGUUCCAACAUCUGAGGCCACCUCAAAACCCCAGGACAAACCUGAAGUGUUGAAGCCUGUUCCAACAUCUGAGGCCACCUCAAAACCCCAGGCCAAACCUGAAGUGUUGAAGCCUGUUCCAGUGCCAGUUCAACCAGCUCUGGCUAAACCAAGCUCCAAACCAGUGACUAAACCUCUGGACACUCAAACCCUCAGUGUGGAUGAUUCUAGAGGCUACCAAGCAGAUGACAGUAAUGAUACAAAUCUGUGCAGUGGGCGGCCGGUCAGUGGAGUCACCACGCUGAGGAACGGCACAAUAGUGGUUUUCAGAGGGCACUUCUUCUGGUUUCUGGACAGGAACAGGGUGCCAGGUCCGGCCCGUGACAUCACACAAGUGUGGGGCGUCCCAUCCCCCAUCGACACCGUGUUCACCCGCUGCAACUGCCAGGGCAAGACUUACAUCUUCAAGGGGCCCCAGUACUGGAGAUAUGAAAAUGACAUUCUGGACCCAGGCUUUCCAAAGGUCGUUACAACAGGUUUUGAUGGGCUCCGGGGCCACAUCACGGCUGCUCUGUCUGUGCCUCAGUAUCAGAGUAGGAGAGAGGCGGUUUACUUCUUCAAGAGAGGUGGAACAGUCCAGAAAUAUUCAUACCAGUUUGGCACCAGUACAAGUUGUGGCAGGAAACCUCAGUACGCCAUUUACACAGUCAAAAACCGGAUAGUCCGACAAGCAGUGUCAGCUUUGGGGACCACCAUCAACAUCCGGGCAUCUUGGAGAGGUUUCCCGUCCACCGUGACGGCUGCUGUUUCCAUCCCGAGCUACAGAGAACCAGAAGGAUUCAAAUACUACGUCGUCUCAAGAUCCAAAUCCUACAAAGUGAGGAUGGAUAGCGGACGUCCUCAGCUCGCUGCUCCUGCAGCCAACACUUCACCUCAGAGCAACAGCAUCUUCAGAUGCCCCAAGAAAGUCUGACGAAAGAAAAAUGCUGUCUUGUAGAUUUAAAGUUUAUUACAUUGUUCUUAAAACACACUGCUCCAGCAUGGACUGAUUACAAAAGGUACUUUUCAAGCACAUAAAAAAACACAGGCUUUGGAGCAAAGGGAACAUUUUGGAACAUUAUCUGAAUACAGAAUGAAAACACUUUAGUUUGAAUGUGUCUAUGAUAGGAAUGACAAGUUUUCUGUCAUGGUUGUGAAGUUGUCUGAUCAGUGCUUCAUCUCUGGAAUCUUCUUCCGUGGAAACCUGGAGAAAACCGAGAAGGAAACCCUUGACCUGUUGAGACAUUAAACAUUUUUUAAUAGUGGAACGCCGGCUAUACCGGUGUAAAGAUUCUGUACAUGGCUGUAUAAAAUGUAAAAGGAUGUGAGCAUCUUCUGUAUUUGUAUUAACAAUAAAGUGGAUAUUAUUAUCUCA